AUGCUUAUCUAUGUUGAUGAUCUCUUGAUCACUGGGAAUGAUAACUCCAUGAUUGAAGACUUGCAAGUUACUCUCCAUCAGAAUUUUAAAAUGAAGAACUUGGGUACUCUUAAGUACUUUCUUGGAAUUGAAAUUUCUAGAUCAAAAGAAGGUAUCAUCAUGAAUCAAUGGAAAUAUGCUCUGGAACUUAUUGCUGAUCUUGGUUUACUUGAUGCAAAACCUGCGCAUACACCCUUGGAGCAGAAUUUAAAGCUGACAAGUUUGGAGUAUGAUGCUGCACUGGAUAUUCAUGAUACUAGUACGGAAUUAACGGAUGCGAGUGUCUAUCAACGACUCAUUGGGAGACUCUUAUAUCUCACCAACACUAGACCAGAUAUUGCUUUUGGGGUCCAACACCUUAGUCAGUUUAUGCACAAGCCAAAAUGGGAACAUUAUGAAGCUGCUUUACGUAUUGUGCGAUACCUUAAAAAAAGUUCAGGUCAAAGUAUUUUUCUUUCCUCUGAAGGCACCACUGACAUCCAAGCCUACUGUGAUUCUGAUUGGGCCUCUUGUCCCAUGACUCGCAAGUCCGUCACCGGAUAUUGCGUCAAACUAGGCAAUUCCCUGGUUUCCUGGAAAUCAAAAAAACAGACCACUGUGUCUCGCUCAUCUGCAGAAGCCGAAUACCGAAGCAUGGCCACUACUGUCGCAGAGUUAGUCUGGUUAAAGGGUUUAUUAGCUGAGUUGGGUUUUCAUGUUUCCAAACCUAUGUUGCUACACUGUGAUAAUCAGGCUGCCCUUCAAAUAGCUUCGAAUCCUGUCUUUCAUGAACGGACCAAGCAUAUCGACAUUGAUUGUCACUUUGUUCGUGAAAAAAUUCAAACGGGCGACGUCGUCACACACCAUAUUUCUACAAAUGAGCAAGUGGCCGAUUUGCUUACUAAAGGCUUAGGAAUUUCUCAGCAUCAAUACUUAGUGUCCAAGUUGGGACUGAAAGAUAUUUUUCAUCCGCCAACUUGA
This is a messenger RNA of Gossypium raimondii (Peruvian cotton), 999 nucleotides long. RefSeq lists its product as uncharacterized. Bases 1 to 999 code for a protein of 332 amino acids. The record is from RefSeq and is a predicted model, not a curated record. NCBI's taxonomy places the organism in Eukaryota, Viridiplantae, Streptophyta, Magnoliopsida, Malvales, Malvaceae. The transcript has a single exon.